GUCUCAGGAUCAACAAGUCGUUCUUAAAAUUCUUUUGAGAAAAAAAUUAUUCGACUAAUAAGUUGACUCAUCUCGAAAGAGUUUCUAAAUAGGACAAACAGCUCAAUAAAUCAACAGAAAAACAAAUAAAAAUGGCCGAAGACGCUCCCGUUGAAACACCCGUUGCUGAAGCCGCUGCACCUUCACACUCCGAGGAAGGAGGUGUCACGAAACCCGGCGAAUGGAAAGCUACCGACAACAAAAUCUUCAAACAUUGGGUUCGCCCAAGAAUCUCACAAUACCGCUAUUUGGAUGAUUAUCGGUACAACUACUACGAUGACGUCCUCGACUAUUUGGAUAAAAGACAAAAGGGUAUUUCUCGUGAUAUUCCUCGUCCUCAAUAUUGGGCUGAACGUGUGAUUCGAACAAAUCGCAAGUACGACAAAAUCGAGAGCGAGAAGUUGCAACACUCGUACCAGUCGGUGCACUCACGCGAAACCCGGAGAUUGACGCGCACCUUGAGCCACAUGAGUCACUUCAACUCCAUGAACACCUUCAACAAUUACCACACUCAACUCGUUGGAUCAAAGUACUCUCAUCUCUUGUAGAAUGGAACGUGCGCGCGCUUAAAACUUACAAAUUUACGUUAAAACAAAAAUUCUUAAUCCCUUCUGUUGUUUUUCUUUGAUUUUUUUGGUGAAAAGAAAAAAGAAAGAAAAUGUUCGAUGUUCGUUAUAAUUUUAAAUAAUUUUUUUUUUGGCUGUUCUUCUUGUUUUAGAACGUAAAAUUUUAAGAACAGAAACUUGUUGGUUCUUAUUAAAAAAAAUUGUAUGAAUUUCCUGGAAGAAUUUCUCCUAAUUAAGUAACGUGGCAUUAAAUUUUAAGAAUAAACAGAAUGGAAAAAA
Molecule: messenger RNA, 884 nt
Organism: Culicoides brevitarsis
Lineage: Eukaryota; Metazoa; Arthropoda; Insecta; Diptera; Ceratopogonidae
Product: flightin-like
Exons: 4
Coding region: 132-587 (151 amino acids)
Source: RefSeq, a predicted model, not a curated record